Pantherophis guttatus is the source of this 6676-nucleotide messenger RNA. RefSeq names its product paired box 2 (gene PAX2). Gene Ontology annotation, biological process: regulation of transcription by RNA polymerase II; anatomical structure development. The record is from RefSeq and is a predicted model, not a curated record. NCBI's taxonomy places the organism in Eukaryota, Metazoa, Chordata, Lepidosauria, Squamata, Colubridae. Gene Ontology annotation, molecular function: RNA polymerase II cis-regulatory region sequence-specific DNA binding; DNA-binding transcription factor activity, RNA polymerase II-specific.
CGGGCCGGGAAGGAGAGCCGCCACCACCGCCUUACAAGGGACCCCGCCAUGCCUUGCUUCGGCCCCCCCUUAGCCAACCAGGCAGGGAUCGUGUGAAGGCUGCAGCGGGCAUAACUUCCCCUCGCUCGCCAGCUCGCACGGCCAGCAGCGGGCGGAGGGCAAGGAAGCUCCCCGCGGCCCGCCGGCCGGGCACCCAACGGCUUGUUCUCCUAAUUCUCCCCCAAGUCCUGAAGUCGAACCUCCGAGGCGAAACGGCGGCUUCAGCCGACUUCUUCCCUUUCCUCUGCCUCCCCAUGGAUAUGCACUGCAAAGCAGACCCCUUCUCCGCGAUGCACCCAGGGCACGGGGGUGUCAACCAGCUCGGGGGGGUGUUUGUAAACGGCAGGCCCCUACCGGACGUGGUGCGGCAGAGGAUCGUGGAGCUGGCUCACCAGGGCGUGCGGCCUUGCGACAUCUCCCGGCAGCUCCGGGUCAGCCACGGCUGUGUCAGCAAGAUCCUGGGCAGGUAUUACGAGACCGGGAGCAUCAAACCCGGCGUGAUCGGUGGCUCCAAGCCCAAGGUGGCUACCCCGAAAGUGGUGGAUAAAAUCGCCGAGUACAAAAGGCAGAACCCCACCAUGUUCGCCUGGGAGAUUCGCGACCGGCUCCUGGCGGAGGGCAUCUGUGACAACGACACCGUCCCCAGCGUCUCCUCCAUCAACCGGAUCAUCAGAACCAAAGUACAACAGCCUUUCCACCCAACACCGGAUGGGAGCGGAACAGGGGUAACUGCAUCUGGACAUACUAUAGUUCCCAGUACAGCUUCCCCUCCUGUCUCCAGUGCCUCCAAUGAUCCAGUGGGCUCCUACUCCAUUAAUGGGAUUCUGGGGAUUCCUCGAUCAAAUGGUGAGAAGAGGAAACGUGACGAAGAAGUAACAGAAAGCUCGGUCCCCAAUGGCGAUUCCCAGAGCAGUGUGGAUAGUUUGCGGAAGCAUCUUCGUGCCGAUACUUUCACACAACAGCAACUGGAAGCAUUAGAUCGCGUCUUUGAGCGGCCUUCUUACCCUGAUGUCUUUCAGGCAUCAGAGCACAUCAAAUCUGAGCAGGGUAAUGAGUAUUCCCUCCCAGCUCUGACCCCUGGUCUUGAUGAAGUCAAGUCAAGUCUAUCCACCUCUGCUAACCCAGACCUGGGGAACAACGUGUCAGGACCCCAGACAUACCCUGUAGUGACUGGUCGUGACAUGGCAAGCACAACUUUGCCUGGCUACCCACCACAUGUUCCACCAACUGGACAAGGCAGUUACCCAACAUCAACUCUUGCAGGAAUGGUGCCUGGGAGUGAAUUCUCAGGCAAUCCUUACAGCCACCCUCAGUACACAACCUACAAUGAGGCUUGGAGGUUCAGCAAUCCUGCAUUACUAAGUUCCCCUUAUUAUUAUAGUGCCACAUCCCGGGGCUCCGCACCUCCCACUGCUGCCGCUGCCUAUGACCGCCACUAACUACCAUGGAAACCACAUGAAACUGCAGGGUGACAGCCUAGGCCUCCAUAUUGUACCUGUCUGAUGGACAUUCUGCACCGCCUGGAAGAAAACAACAUCCCUCCCCUCCACCUUCUAUUCCUCAGUAUUCUUUCAGACUGCAGAAUUUACUGACAUCACAAGACUGAAAAAUGUCAUAUCCCUUGCAAACUAGCCAAGCUACUCCAUUUGGGUAAUGGGAACACCAAGUUUGUGGCCAGUGGUUCUGCUGUCUCUGUUGCAAAUUACCACUGCAAUAUUUCAGACUCCUCCUGGGUGAAUUCUUCAAUUUCUUCCACAUGAGUCUUCUCUAACUGUCAGACGAAUGGAGAGUGAUAUGGGCAGUCAGUAGCAGAGGAGAAUGCUACUUAUAAUUCAUUGUCUCCCCCCCCGCCCCCUAAAAAUGAUCAUCUAUGAAAAAGAACUCAGAAUGAUCAACAGUCAAAUUUCCAGAAGCAUGAGGGAAACAUGCAGCUCAGCCUAAUGAAGGGGGAAAGACUGUGCAUCAUCUGCUGUAUUUCACAAAGGUUUCCUUGUGUGGUACAUUCCCUCUCAUUCCUAUAUAGGUUGGUUGAAGUAAUUAGGUCUUGCUUUCUUCUCAUUUGAAGGUUGACCAUUUAUUUACAUCCUGUUUGUCAAAAUCUUACAAGCUGAAGGUGAACAAGCAAUCACACCCAUAAAACAUAGAGAGUCAAAGUCAGAAAGAAGGAUGGAGAGAUGUCAACCAACCAUCAGAAUGAAGAACUAUACAAGUGGAUAUAUAAAUAUAACUGCUUUUAAUGCUUUGUCCUGAAAGUCUAUAAAUGGAGGAGGAAAAUAAAUGAUACCCCAGUUUUCUGAAAAAGUAAAGUCAUGAUAGAGUAAGCUGAAAUGCCACCCCAACUUCAAUGAUAGACACAUUUUCCUGGGUUUCAUUCUUUUCCUUUUAUGCACACAGGAAUAUUCAUGUAUGGCAAUGAGAAGAGCGAGUAUAUUUUGUGGGCAGCCAUCUGCACAAUAUACAAAUUUGGCAACAAUUUAGGAAAAAAAUGAAAAUCCAUUCUUUAUGUGUACCAUGCAUUUGAUUAGUUGCCAGCCAAAAUAUUGCUUUUUGCUGGGGAAUUUAAUAGUUUGGGCAACUGACAACGAAUCCAAAUAAUUCCAUUUAAAACAGAGAUUAUUAUUAUUAUUUUGGUUCGCUACCUUUCAGUUUCUGCCAUUCAUAUAGAAACAUCAGGUAGGAAUAAAAGUAUGAGAAAUGACAUAUUGCAAAACAAAAUGUUGAAAUAUUAGAAAAAUAGAUUUCAGUUCCAGAAUGUGAGGCCUUCUCUUCUAAUUUACAGAAACAAAAGAAAGGAUACACACACGCACACCAGCCGCAUGUUUACAAUUUGGUCACAACUUGAUUUGAGAAUGGGCAGAUAAGCGAUUGUGCCAUUGCCAAUUCAUGCCAAAUCUAAAAUUUCAAACUCAUUCUAAACUUGCCAUCUAAUGCCACAGACAAUAUAGCAUUAUAUAAAAAUCACACACAAUGCCUAUCACCUAUCUGGAUCAAUCUUAUGAUCUAUCUUGGGGUUUUGUUUUUUUUUUGUUUUCUUUCUUUCUUUCUUCUUUUUUUUUUUUGGCUAUGCCAUAAUUCUCUCUCUCUCGCCAAUUGCUCAAGCCUGCUAUUCUGUGUGAAAUAAGUUGAAGAUUCCCCUCCCCCCCCCCACAUUGACCAUAUGUUUUUUGUUUCCUUGUGGUUGCCCAAAUCUGUUGGGGGGGCUUCGCUUGGGCCCAUUGCAUCUCAAAUGCUAAUAUCAUGGCCUUUCUCCGGCUCUGCUUUCUUGGCUUCCUUCCCUUUUAUUGAAAUAAAAAAUUAUAAGAUACAUAAUAAAAGAAAUUUUAAAACUCGGAUUUGUGAAAACUUGACUACGUCUAGUAGGGUCUUGGCCUCAGAGAAAGGAGAAGAGCAACCCACUCCUCUUUUAGCAGAGUGAGAGUCAUGAAGGAAAGUGACAGCAUAGGAUGCCUCCUAGAGCAAAAGGUUUCAUUUCCAAAGCCUCUUCUUACCGUAUUUUUCGGAGUAUAAAACGCACCUUCCCCCCCCCCAAAAGAGGGUGAAAAUUUGGGUGCAUCUUAUACACCGAAUGUAGCCACGCCCACCCACUGGCCACCACCCUUUGGCCUCUGCCUUCCAGCAGUUUACCUCCUUGCAGCAAGCAGCAAGAAGAAACAGCCCAUUUCAGCUUCGGCACAGCCUAAUUAGCACAAGUUGAUUGUCAGUUUGAUCGGCCUCCCGACUCUCAGCUGUUUCAGGCUGCAGGGUUUGCCAUUGCCUAUUGCUGCGCGGGCCUCUGCUGCUUGCUGCAAGGAGGUAAAUUGCUGGGAGCAGAUUUUUUUUCUUGUGCUAAUCAAGCUAUGCUGAAAACAAAAAUGAAAGUAAAGCAGGCUGUUUGCUGUUUGCUGCAAUGAGGCAAAAUUGCUGGGAGGCAGAGGCAGAUUUCUUUUUCUUGUUUUCCUCGCCAAAAAAGGUAGGUGCGUCUUAUAGUCCGGAGCGUCUUACACUCCGAAAAAUACGGUAUGUGUUCUAAUUUCCAUGUAAUUCUCACUUAAAGCAAAUGACAUGCAAAUGAAGUGGACCUUUUUCACCGUAACUGUCUUACCUCUUCUUGCCAUAACAAUAUUCCAUUAUUAAAAUACCCUUUAUGCAAAUGUCUUGUCAUAAUGUAAGAAUGUUGUAAAUCCUAUAAAAAAUAUGGAACAUCAUGCAUGAUCAUGAUGAAAUCCAUGGUGGAUUUCAGACUUAUUAAAAUCUAGUGUUUCCUUCAGUGAGUUAGUGAAGUCUCUCAAGAUAAUCCAGUCUAGGAUCUCCUGAUCUAUACAGAGAAGGGAGAAGAGGUCAUCUUUGUCAAUGUCCUGCACUCUUGAGCACUAUCUCCCACAAUAUUGAAAAAGAUUUUCCCUCCUUCCUCCUGAGCAGAGAGAGAGAAGAAUUAUCACUUCCCUUUUCCGCAAGUAGAGAUUUUCUGUCGGACCUGGAGAAGAAAGGAAAUACAAUUUACAUACAGUAAUGGCCAAAAUUGUGGAAACCUUUUGGGAAAAGUGUAUUUUCUAAAACUAGCUAAUGACACCACUUUUUUUUUUGAAGUAGUACCAUAAAAUUAUAUAUCAAUGGAAAGAUAAUUUAAUCAAGAAUGCAAUGCAAUAACUUGUGAAGGAUUAGCUAUUAGAAUAGCAGUUACAGUAUGAAGAAGAAAAGUGAAACACGUAGAAAAAAUGAGAUAUACAAAAAUUAUCACCAUAGAAAAAUCAAGGUAUACAAAACUGAUCACCAUGUCAGUUAAUACUUAGUUGGGUAACUUCAGCAUGAAUUACGGCCUUACAACAUCUUUCCAUGGAGUGAACCAAGUCUUAGUUCUGCAGCUGUUCUAAUGUGAAACCAAGAUUGAAUGAUUGCUUCUAUUAACUGGGUUUUAUUGCUGGGUCGCUUCUGACUAACAAGUUUCUUUAGUCGGCUCCAUAGAUUUUCAAUUGGGUUAAGAUCUGGGCUAUUCCCAGGCCAUUCCAGCAAUGGAAUAGGAUUAUCUUGAAACUCCAAAAAAAAAAAAAAAAAAGUGGUGUCAUUAGCCAUCAAACUUCAAAAAUACACUUUUCCCAAAAGGUUUCCACAAUUUUGGCCACUACUGUAAAUGAUUGUAGGGAGCACAAGAUGCUCAUAUGCAUCUUGUGUAUAUCUAAUGUUAAACCCUCCAAAGAGAAGCAAGGUCUUCUCAUUAGGAGCUUUUGAGAUAAGAGAGGAGCAAGUGUUCAUAGACAACUAAAUAUACUUGCUUGCCUCCCAUUUGAUACAUUCUCCAAGAGGAUAGAUCCACUUUCAAGCAACCUUAAAGCAGGAGGCUUUGCAAAUCAACAAACUGUCAAUAUUGGGUUCUAAGAAAUGGUUGUAUUUUUGCUUUAUAGAGCCUUUCCAUGAGAUUAUCCCUCAUGACCAUUGCCAUGAGCCAGAACUCUUUCUGUUGUUCUCCAUAAUACCAUUGAAAUGUGUUGCUAUUAUUGGAUCACAAAAAUCAUCUAGGCUGUGUUUUUUUUUUUAAUUAAAAAAAGAAUUUUUAUUGAUAGCCCCAAAUUAAAAGAUCUGGAAAUGCACUUAUUCUUUUAUACCUUCUAUAGCCUACUAAAGAUUUGCAAUCAAAAAUCAUUUCAAUGACACCUUUAUCCCAAAUUAAUUUUAAGAUUAAAGGCAACAAAAACCAAUUAUCAUCAUUAACAUACAUAGUUAAUCAUCUGGUUAUUGUAAUAUUUAAAAUUGCCCGGACAAUAGCAUUAAAUAUGGAUUCCCAAACAAUUGGGAAUCGCUAUUUGAGCCAUUCUAAAAACUAAUUAGGGUCCAACAUAUCCCUGAAGAUCAUUCAUGUAUUCCCUCAACUUGAUUAUGCCAAAAUGGAAGAAUAAUCUCAUCUUUUGAAAACCUCUGACCCAGGAAAUCAUUAGGGAAAGAGUAACUGGAAUAAUCUGAUCUGUUAUUCAUUUUUUUUUAAAAAAAUAACUGGUAGAAAAGUGAAUGUGUUAUUGUUCAUAACUUUUGGCUUAACUUCAGGCCAUUGACAUGGAUAAAAUUACACAAACUUUGAUUUGGUCUGGCAUAUGAUCACUAGAAGGGCAAGCAGUUGACUUUGGAACAUCCUAUUCAAAGGGCCAAGUUGUGCCUUGGUCUAUCUUCCAGCUCUUUUUUUUUUCAAGAGCCACCUGCAAAUGUGUGCAUAACAUUUGCCAAAGAAUUUCUAUGUUGGACCCUGGUUGUUUUGAAUUCCAUUUAAAGAUUGCAUUGUAAAGCAGACUUAUAGUUACAAUUAGGAACUGAAAUGGGGAUGUAUGCGAUGAUAUUAAACAAAAAAAAAAUAAUAACCCCAAUCCUUCAAUAUUCAUAUAGAUUCCUUUGGAGUGGACUAUGCAGGAAGCACAAAAAAAUUCUAUCGAUUAUUUAAUAUUUUAUUAUUUGUCGGGGGAACGGAAUUACUGCUUUGUAGAAAGAUGAUGUGUGUAAUGUGAAGGCAAUUCCUCUUGUAUAUAAGCCCAUUCUACAUCUUUAUCAUGCUAGUGGUUGAAACAGGCUCAUCCCAUCGUGUAAAUAAGGAAUGCAUUGUCUGUACUGCUUGAAUCUCAUUGUGCUCACUGACAACAAAACCCAGUGUUCAAUAAAGCACAGCACAAAUUCAGAA